AUGAACUUUGAUACAGCAAUUACUUCAAUUCUCCUGUUUUCUCGAAAUUCACUUGCUUCUGCUAAUUCAGACAUCGUUGGGAAUAAAUCGAGUAAUAUCCAAAUAGACGUAGCGCAGAGAUUUAUCCUCUCAUUAGCAUUACUUUUAUUAUUAUUCAUACUUGGGGUUGGCUUUGUUGAUCUACUUUUUAUUAAUAAGUAUCCGUUAACUUUUCCUAAGGAGAAUCCUUCUGUAUUAGCUUCAAAAGGUAAGUCCAAUAUACGUGAAAUUAUCGAGGCUCCUAGUGAAUUUGAUACAAGUGCCAUAGAAAGCGACGAAGACAUUGCUAUCAGGAUUACAACAGAAGCAGGCCAUUUAGAAGACCAUAAUUACGAUAGUGAAGAAUUAGAUACGUUGACAUUCUUAGACCAGCACUCGUUUUAUAAUAAUUUAAAUAACAGCUCUCAGUAUUUGAGAAGAGACAGCUUUUCACAAUGA
Messenger RNA from Debaryomyces hansenii CBS767, 477 nucleotides. RefSeq lists its product as uncharacterized. The transcript has a single exon. Lineage: Eukaryota; Fungi; Ascomycota; Pichiomycetes; Serinales; Debaryomycetaceae. The record is from RefSeq and is a predicted model, not a curated record. The coding region runs from base 1 to 477 and encodes 158 amino acids.